UUAUUGCAGGAGGAUGUAGGCGGUAUACUUUGUCAUCAAAUGAGCAUACUAACUUAGUACAUCUACGCUUUUUGUUCCCUUAUGCAGAUAAUUUCACUGUGUGACAAAAUCAAGUAAAGCAGCAAAAGGCAGGAUGAGACUCCCAAGCAAGCAGGUGCUCCUGCGGAUGUACCCUACUUGGGAUAUAAGCAAACAGAAGCGAAUGUCAGCUCGUAUCUCCCUCAAGCAUGGGCAAGCUUUCCUUCGUUUUUGAGGAGUGGGUCAUCCAAGAAAAGAACUUCACUGCAGCAAAGAUCACCAAGUGCCAUACUUAAAGGCAAGCAUAAGCUGUCUCCAGGAGGUGAUGACAGAAGCAAGAAGAGAUUCAAGGUAGAUACUGAUCAAGUACCCCAUGGAGAGGUGUCAUCAAACAUUCCUGUGAAAGACGGAGAGAAGGAUAUUGAGGAGCAGCAAGUGCGUUUGACACGAAGUGCCGCAAAACUUCAAGGAAAUGGAAGAGUGUCUUCCCAGAGUGCUUUGAGCUUACAAAGUGGCACAAAGAGUGGACCCAGCAUCAUUGCAGCUGUUAAAGAGCAGAUGCAUGUCCACCCGGAAGGUCCAGUUGAUGACAAAGGCACCCUAGAAGAUGAUAGUACUGUGUCAUCCUCCUUUGGCCCUCAGAAUGAACUGUUCCAGGAGAAUCUCAAAACAUCAGGGGAACAAGCAUCAUUGUCCGGAAGUGAGUCAACUGCUACGAAUGACAGAGAGUCAGAGGUGAGUGUGAAUGUCCAAGAGCAUGGGCUUCCUUGGAGACACAAGCGCAAAUCGCUGUGCCCAAGAAAGAUACUCCGUAAGAUGGAACAAGAAGAAGCAAGUGCAGGUGUGCCAGGGAAUUUAAUUCAGGAAGAAUGGCUAACCCAGGCAGAAGACAGUGCAAGCAGCACACCUACAGAUGAAAGGAAUGUUCCAGAGUCCAGUCAAGAACAGGUUAGAUUUUCAGACCCUGACAAAGAGAUCCUCUCCGAGUGUAUUGAGACCCCUCCUGCAAGAUUGGAAAGUCCAUCAGUGAUGGAGUCUGAGGAACAGUCUGGCCAGCUAAAUUUGCUCUUGGAUCAAGAUCCCAUGCUUGCAGAAGGAAACUUCUCCUGCAGUUCAGACCAGACCAUGGUCCCAUCCUCUUCUCAAGGAGCCAUAGAAGAAGCAGUCUCCUUUCCUGGACUCCGGUUCCAGAGCAUUCAAGACUUCCCCAGCAAGAAUAACGACACAAGGGAUUCAGUAGAAGGAAACUCUGCCUCCUUGCUGGGAGAAGGGUUUGCAGAUGUGGUGAACAGUUCUUUGAUAGAGGAGACUGUCCAAGGUGAUAGCCUAGACAACUUGCUGCCAGGGUUAAAUAUGUUGCAUGUGGGAAGGGGGGUUGUGGAAGGCAAUCCUCUGAAUGAAAAGGGAUGCAGGUCUCAGGAGAAGAAAGACAAAACACCUAAGGUCAAGAAACACAAGCACAAAUCACCGCACAAGAAUAAGAGGACAUCAAGUGCAAGACGGUUGGAUAUGCAGCAUGUUGGUGACAAAGAAGCUUCUCACGAUGACAAGGAAUCCAGUCCACCAGGUACUAUGGACAAACUGCACAAGAAACGUAAGGUAAAAAAAAACAAGCGCAAAUCACAUGAGAAGUGUACGACAAAAUCUACCUCACCAGGCAAGUUUCCAUCCAGUGACCAAUCUUCACCCUUGCCGAAGAGUCCUGUGUUUGGACGAAUUCUACCGGUCAGCAAUUGGGCCAGCCUUGAGGAUCCUGUCACAUCACCUUGCCGCGUCCAGCUUGUGGACUAUCUGACCAGCAGCCAGCAGAAGCUGCCACCAAAAGAAGGUGAUGAGGAAAAUACAAAGGUACAGGAAGAUAGCCCAGAGGCACCACAAGAAGUUCAUCAAGCAGAUCAAGUAGCAAAAACAUUGACGGAACAGGUCAUCAAAGAGGCUGAGUGUCCAGGUGUCCAAGUACAUGAACAGGAUGUUCAUACUGAGGAGGACGUGAAGGAACCAUCUGAAGCAUUGAGCACUCCACUUAGCAACUUUAAAGAAAGAGAAGAACGGGCAGAAGUGACCUGUGAUGACAAUCAGCCCUGCAGCAGUGCAGUGAAAGGGCAAAGGUCACUUUCUCAUCAAGAUAAUGAUCAAAGUAGAGCUGUAAGAGAGUGUGAGAGUGCAGAAGGUUCUUCACCCCACUUCCCAACAGGACAAGAGGACAGUGGUCAAGUUUUCGGAAGUCCGAAUGCAGAUGGAAAGAUCGAUACUCCAUCAGUAAUUGAAAAGGAUGGCAAGAAGAGAACAUCGGAUAAAACUAAGAAAGCUGUUCGAUCCAGGAAUCCACGGGGAGCAGGUGGAUGGGAACAGUCUUUGAGACAGCGUCCUCAAAACGUCUCCCCAUUCCAGGUUGGAAGGGAUCCCAACGCGCAAAAGAAAGGAGCAAAGAAGGUGUCGCCAAAGAAGGAUACAGCUAGGAGACUGCAGCAGGAUGUUCAUUCUCAGAUGCUGCCAUUGCCAAAGGAGAAGUCAAAUGAUGCGAGCUCAAUCUCUAAUAGACCAUCCACGCCAUGGAGGAAAGGAUGGAGGAAGAAAGAACCAAGAGCAGUUGCCACGCCACCUCCUCUGGACUUGAAAGGAACAGAGGGAGAGGGAACAAGCGGAAGCAAGGAGAUCAAAAUCAAGGAAGAGGCAGAAAAGUAUGGGUGUAUCUUUAGGGGUCAGCUGGUGUUUGGUAAGAUGAAAGGCUUCUGCUGGUGGCCGGGAAGGAUCGUCCAUCAUUAUGACCGCAGCAUCCGGGAGCCUCCUCCCCCUCUCACCAGAUGGGUGCAGUGGUUUGGAGAUGAUAAGUACUCACUGCUGAGCCUUGGCCAGAUUGCAGGCCUUGAAGAUUUUCCAGACUACUUCAGUGUGUCCGCCUUCCAGAAGUGGGGCCUAUACCAGAAAGCAUGCUAUGAAGCUCUGAAUGUUGCAGCAAAGAGAGCUGGCAAGGAUGUUUCCGUUGCCAUGCCGACCCCUCCUGCAUACCCUGGUGCCAGCAUCAAGGAGAGGCAGGAGUACAAGGCCAAGAUGCUGGAGAGGUGUAGAGAGAUGCAGGACUGGGCGAACGACAAGUUCCUUCCACAGGGACGUGAAAGUAUCCAGCCCUCAGAAGAGGACAAGCAAACACCCCCUAUCCCUGAGUCACCCCCACCCAGCCCUGUCCAGGAGAGGAAGAGGUCCCCUAUCAAACACAGCAGCAGGAACUCUCCAGAAAAGGAACCGUUCGAGGACAAGAGAGAAGAGAGAAUGAAAGAUGUCAGAGGUGGGAAAUGGACCAUUGAAGAGAUCUGCAUAGGAUGUGGAGGUACCAGUCUGACUGCCAAGCAUCCUCUGUUUGUUGGAGGCCUUUGUGAAGUCUGCAGGAUCGAGUACUUGGAAGUAGCUUACCUGUACGAUUGUGAAGGUUACCAGGCCCAUUGCUGUAUCUGUGCUGAAGGGAAUCAGAUCACAUUGUGUGAUAAUCAGGGUUGUUACCACUCUUACUGCACAGUGUGCAUGGAUAACCUUGUGGGACCCCAAGAAUCAAAGCGGGUGUCUGAGCAAGAGCCUUGGUCCUGCUACCUCUGUUCAGCCGACUGUUCCCAUGGUUACUUGACACGCCGAGAGGACUGGCAGGAGCAGCUGGUGGCUUUCUUCAACCGUGACCAGGUUGCGGACUUUGAACCCCUGCGGAUGUUCAAGCCCCUUCUCCUGAGUAACCGUCGACCAAUCAGAGUCUUGUCCCUCUUUGACGGCCUUGGGACAGGUAUGUUAGUGUUGAGGGAACUAGGUUUUGAUGUGGAGUGUUACUAUGCUUCAGAGGUGAGUGAGGAGGCCAUCACUGUGGCUGCCGUCCGCCUCAAGGGUCAGAUCAAGCAGAUUGGUGAUGUUCAGAAGAUCACCCCUAAAGAGCUCAAGUCUUGGGGACCCUUUGACAUUCUCAUCGGUGGCAGCCCUUGCAACGAUCUCUCCAUCGUCAACCCCGCCCGCAAGGGCCUGGCAGGUGGGACGGGACUCCUGUUCUUUGAGUUCUACCGAAUCUUGCGUGACCUUCAACCCCUCCCAGAUGACCCCCGACCUUUCUUCUGGCUGUUUGAGAACGUGGUGUUCAUGGGACGCAAGGAUAAGCUCAACAUCUGCAGGUUCCUACAGUGUAACCCAGUGAUGAUUGACUCUCGUCACAUGUCACCCACUCACCGAGCCAGGUACUACUGGGGAAACCUUCCAGGAAUGCACAGGCCAUACGUUGCAGGAGCUGACAAUCCUUUGUGUCUUCAGGAAUGCCUGGAACCACACUGCGAUAGGCAAGCUCAGUUCUCCAAGGUAGGGACUAUCACAACCACCUCCCACUCCAUCCGCCAGACCAAAGAUGCGAUCCUGCCUGUCAUCAUGAAUGGCAGAGAAGAUGGACUCUGGUCCACAGAGUUAGAAAGAUUGUUUGGCUUCCCGGAUCAUUACACUGAUGUUGGCAACCUUAGCCGCACGGCUCGGCAGAAGCUCCUUGGCAAGGCAUGGAGCGUCCCCGUCAUCAGACACCUGAUGGCCCCUCUCAAAGACUACUUUGCAUGCAGCGCACAGAACGAGUAAGAUCAGAGGAUCUCCAUCCCUGUAUAAUUGACAACUUAUGUUCUUGCAAUGUGUAGUUAUUGGAAUGAAAAAGAUAAUAACGCAGUUCUUAAAGCAAUUGCUUGGUCCUGAUAGUAUGCAGGUUUAAAUCAUUUCUUUUAAUUGUUCUAAUGAUUGCAAUGAUGGAAGAUGGAAGUGUGAAAAUACAGAGAUGAAUCUCAUUUUGUAAACAGGGAUUAGUUCUAGAUGGGGAUUUCAAAUCUUAGAGAAAUGCAGACUAUUUCUAUUUUUGCCAUGAGAACAAAUGUCUCCUGAAAAUCUCAAAGUCUGCCAAAUCUGCUACAAUUUAAGCCUUAAUAUUCUGUGUUUAUGUAACUUAGGCAAAACUCGGGCUACCUUUUUUCUUGGAGACAGAAAUAUUAAAUGUAGUUCAUGUUUCCAACAUAGAUUUGUUUCUUUCUUGUAUUGACUAGUUUUCUUUUCCAUUUUGGAAAGAAUAGAAUAGAUUUGCUUUCAUUUCACUUUAUAUUUUGUUGUUCUGUUGCCAGGGAUGUUAUUUUGGGAAUCUGUGUAUCUCAUAUAUUUCUUUCCUUUCCCUUUUUUGUUUUUGCAUGCAGUGUUUAGUUGUAAUGAAGAUGAGAUAAUAUAAGUUUUGUAAUAAGUUUGGUAGAUAAUAGUGCAGCCCAAGUAAUAUUGAAGGUAUUUGGUAUUCUGUAGUUGCGUGUAUGUAAGGCUUCUUGAGAGCCAAACCUAGCAUGGGUGCCAUUUAAGCAAUUUACACAUUUCAGGGUUUUCAAGAGCAUAGGAGAACUAGCUUUAGAGGCAAGAUUCUUUUAAAUAUAAGUCUACAAAGCUAAAAAAUCUUGUUUAUUAUCUCCUCAAGAAAGAUGUCUUUUAUGGACAUGUUUUAAGGCAUACCCUUUUGUCUUUAAAACAAUUUUUAUGUGGCAGAGGGUUUAUGAGGACACCUUUUUCUUCAUUUGUCUGCGAUGCAAACAGAUGGAAAUCUGUAAAUACAACUAACUAUUUAAUCUGCUAUAUGUCAGAGGUAACAAUAUGGUAAGAAAUAGAGAGAGGAUUUAUUAUGAGAUGAUCAUCAUGUUUGAUUGAAUCGUAAUCAUUUAAAGUUGAUACGAAAACUAAAUUAUGCCAAUUUGAAUGUGCAAUUUAACAAUGGCUGAAAUCACUUGUCUUUUAUAACUUUUGUUGUGUUGUAAAACGUAUGAAGAGUAAUUUUGAAUAUGCAAGCAAAUUUUGUGUGUGAUCCAAUUGUGAUUAUAGAAUCAGUACUAUGAGAUAAGCAAAUAUAUUUCAUAUGUAGACAAUUUUAUAUUGAGAAUGAUACCUUGCCGUGAUUCUUAAAUAUUUGAACGUUUUGUAGCUUUAAAAUAAUCUUAUGGAAGCAGCUGUGAUCUUGCUUUGUAAUUCAUCAGAUAUUGAUAAUUCAUCUUAGCUACAAUCAAAAUUGUGCACUUAUCAGAUGGCAGGACUUUAUUUUUUCACAUUAAUGUUAUAAAUGUACAAUUGGUGCUAUUAUUCAGAAUUAAUGAUAAGUGAUGCAAAAUUUAAUUGAUAUUUUCCAACAAAUUAACCAUAUUGUCUGUUAAGCGCCAGAAAGGUGUUAACACCUAUAGUUUACACAGACUUACUGCUCUUCUGGCUCUGAACAUGCAAUAUGAACCUAACUCCUAAUAACAGUGCCUAAAACAGCAAAAUGAUGUCCAUAAGGAGCCCAGAGGGAAUUACCUUUUCCACAAUCAUUUAUUCCCAUCUGGCUCACACAGAUGGUUUGUUAGUGUAGGACCAAUGGAGUCUAAAUGUUCCGGUAUGUAACUUAUCUUGCCAUGUAUCUUUGUGUUAUCUUGAACCUUGCAAUACCCUCUUGCCCAAUAUGUGUUGCUGGUGCCAAAUUUGCCAAAGUUUAUCAAUCCAAAAGUUGUUUUACAUUCUUAUGCUUUAUGUGUACUGAGUUUGGUAAUGUUUUGAAAUUAUCAUAUGUGGUCUUUUUUUCUUUCUCUUCUUGUCAAAAUCUUGUUAAAUCUUUAAAAAAAAGUUAUUAUUGUUGAUAUCAAGUAUCACAGCCUUCGUCUAUGACACAGGAGUGAGGCAUUUUCAAUUCCUGGAAAAACGCACACACAAAAAAGCAAAUUUGCCAGUAUUCAGCAUGACCUUUGUUUCACUCCUCACAUGACAAUCCCAGCUUUGAGGAAUACUUCUUUUUUUUUCAGUUAUGUUCUGUUCAAUUGAUUUUCUUAUGUUCAAAUAAUGUUCCUAUGUUAGCUUGUAGCUAUAUUUUAUAUUGUUUUAUGUUAUAGCUUUUGAAUAAAGAUAGUAUAAUAUAUCUUGCA
Molecule: messenger RNA, 6935 nt
Organism: Strongylocentrotus purpuratus (purple sea urchin)
Lineage: Eukaryota; Metazoa; Echinodermata; Echinoidea; Camarodonta; Strongylocentrotidae
Product: DNA (cytosine-5)-methyltransferase 3A
Exons: 20
Coding region: 577-4608 (1343 amino acids)
Biological process (GO): regulation of gene expression
Cellular component (GO): nucleus
Molecular function (GO): methyltransferase activity
Source: RefSeq, a predicted model, not a curated record